AUCUGUUUUUAGGCGAGCUCUCUUCUCGGUCACAUUUGUCGGUGUUUGGUAGAGUCACUGCAGUUUGCUGUGUGUGGCUAAGGUACGACCUUUGUUUCUCUUCCACGGUUUCGAGUGAGGCGUGAAAAAUUGUGGGUGGUGUUUUGAUUCCCGUCUGCUUCGGCAUACCGCGUGUGUGGUGUUACUUUCUGGUGGUAAUAGAAGGAGUCAUAAAUCCGGUUUUAUCACCUUACCGGAGCAUGCUUUCGUGGUGCUUUCACAGCCAACAGCCACGCAAGUGAAAAAGGCCUCUCCAAAAGAAAGUUGAUCUCCUAGGCUCCCAUCUCUCGCAGUUCAAGAGGAUGUAUUCCAAGCCGGAAGGGUAUCGAUAUCAAUAAAAUAUUUUGCAUAUUACAUAAAUUUCGCAUUUCGGUUGAUAAUCUGGCCCUGUAAGUCGUGUUCGUUGGGUACCAGUUUGUGCCUGUACGUAUUUGCCAAGGAGGUUGCAUGGUGUUCGCGGUGAGAUUUAUCAUAGUUAUGCCGUGGUGGGAGUCGUUUUGAAAGGAAAAUUAAUUGCUGCUCCUCCCAGUGGAAUAAUUUUGGGCUCGUUUCGAUCGUCGUGUCCCGACGGUGUGGUGUGUGUCACGUGAAUCGCGGCGCCAGUGAAAAAGGUCGAUGGGUAGAGUUUCAAAACACAUGUCCUCAAGCGGCCUGGAGUGUGAGUGUUUGUUGUAAGGUUGUUUCGAGAGUUUUUCAAUAAAAAAAACCCGAUCCAGACAAAAAUAGAAAAAGCGGUUGGAAAAAUAAUCGUAUCCUAACGGAAUCAAUCAAUUAUCGCUCCGUCAGCUGCGUUGGCACAGGCGACGAGCGUUAUUCUAGCUGUUGGGACUGUUGAAGAACGAUCCAGUCUAUUCACAUCAUUGUGAUCCAACAAUAGCAGCACACAAAACCCCAUGUCGGAGUGAAAUUUGAGAAAAAUAAACCAAACAAGAAAAGCCCUAGCAGCAUAAAAAAAAAAAAAGAACGGCCGAGUGAGAGGAAAACAGAUAUAGCCAGUUUGGGGGAGAGAGGAGUGAAAAGUUGUGGAAGUUGGGGUGAAAAGUGGAUCUAGUAAGAGUGUUUUGUGAUAGCUAUACCGAUAUCUAAAGUCGACUGGCUGUGUUUUGCCGUGUACAAGAAUAGAGGUGGUAUUUCGAGCCGGUUUUACAAUUCAAGGUGCGGUGAAGUGUUUGGCAGUCAAUGGAUGUUUGUCAUCUUCUGCUGUUUCUACGACCUGUUCUGGGUACUGCCGGCUGUUCGAGCUCAGGUGCUUUUGCUAUCUCUACCGUUGUUGUACCGUGACAGCAAGGAGCUGCCGCCUUGUGUUGCCUUCUUUUUUGUGUGGAACCGUUAUCAGAGAAAAAUCGUCAAAACGUGGGGCGAAAUCAAGAAAGGUCUCCAAUCGCUGUGGAUGACUAGGCUCUGCAGUCCUUGGGAUUACAGUCAGCACGACGAGUAUCCAGCGGACGGAUUUGCUGAAUUUCUGCAUCCGUCACCCCUCGACAGCAAAGAAAUGGACGACAUGCUGGUGCAUUGCAACAAGAACAGCGUCUACGUACUGGAUUCCAGCUAUCGAUACCGGGAUUUCGACAUGAUAGAAUUAUUCGGUUCACCGGCUGGAAGAGCAUUAACAGUGAAUAAUAGAACAGCUGCCGAAAUGCAGCCAUGUAGCAAAUCGAACAACAGCACCAACAGUAGUUCCAACAUUGCCAGCGGCAUCAGCAACGGUGCCACCAACCCUCAAAAUCAUCCCCUCAGCCAACAGCCUCUGUACCAUCCGCUGCAGAACUGCGGCUUCAGCGGAACCUGUAGCACUAUUGGCACUAGCCUCAACCACCAUACGAGCCAUUCAACUGCCAGCAACAACUUUGUCGAAACUAGCGAUCUAAUAAGGUACAGAUCCAACCAUCCCCAGUUGCACCAGCACCACCAUCAAACGACAAACUACAGCAACAACAACGGUCGAACAAACUCGAAGAUUGCCAAAAUAUGGAAGCUCUUCGACGAGGACCGAAUACGUAAAGGCACCAAUAGCACCAGCCUCAACAGUAACAACAACAACAACAACAAUAACAACAACAACAACAACAACAGCAGUAGUAGUAGUAGUGGAAUUAGUGGGAGUGACAUCUUCAGUCGAUGUCAAAGCAGGAGAAAAUCCAGCCCAGUCCAGAGCGAGGAGAAAACCGCUAAGGACCUGUACAACGAGGCGGCCCAGCUUCUCGGAAUCAAGUGCACUCUCAGUGACAGCUGUCGUUGCAUUGAUUGCCAGAGCCAAUACUUCGACUGUGAUGACUUCGACACGUACUCGGAAUAUUCGGAUAAGUCAUACGAUACGGAGGAAAAUUUCAUCGUAAAUCAAUCGUAUUUCUGCUCUGGCACCAGCAGCCACAGCCAGCGGGACGAUCUGACUGACGACUGUCGCCAUGACGAACAAGACUUUGGCGCCACUGAAAAUCCCCAUGCCAGUAACGACUCAUCCAGCUACAGUGCCACCCCCAACGACAAAAACAACCCAAAAGGCGGCAACACCAAUCAGCAGCUACAUCUCGAGGGAACAAACGUCGAGCGUGAUGGCGAUGAAAAUGAGGAUGACAAUGGUAACAAUAAAAGUGAUCAAUAUUUACUGAACGACACGUCCCACGAACUAUAUCGGGAGGGGGACGUCCAUGGAAAUCCCAUGACAGCGACAGGCGAAAUGCGGCGUAGGAGGAGUAAUGAGAGCGAGAUCGGACCGAAGCAACAGAUAUCAUCGGGGAAUGGCUCAUCGAGUUCCAUCCGAGAUUAUGCCACUGCCGGCGAAAUUAACGAACCGGAAACGAAUGGCAAUUUGAUAGCAUGAAAAAGGAACGCAACCUCUGCGACCACCGUAUCAACCAAUGGCCCUUUAUACGGUAACGAUGGCCUGGAUCCAACCUAUAGCAGCGACAUGAGUUUAACCUUUCACCACUACUGGACCAACAGAUUCAAUGGAAAGUGUUAACAUCUUUCUGCGAAUUAUUUCCACCGGAGAUCAAAACCAACUAGAUCGGAACAGCUUACAGCAAACAGAACAAAGAUAGAAGAUAACUUUCCUUACACAGUUUCAUGCCUGUUACUCGGCUUCCAGUCUUUAUAUAGUGCGGGAAGUUAAAAGCACGUGAUCAACAGUAAAGUCACGUUCUACCAUCUGAUCCAUUAGUUUUAAGUGGAUUAAUUCUACUGCGCUCGGCAUUUUUGGUUCUUGGUUGGUUGCUGUUUUGCCGUCUCGUUUUGAGAUACUUCCAGUGACCACCCGGCGGAGGAAAACCGGAUGCAUGUAAGGCAAGCUCCAAGCAGAACAUAAAUCAAUCAUGACAACUCACGCGCGAACCACUCGCUUUUCCGCUACUAAUAGAAACCAAGGGGAGAACGUAAUGAAGCGUACGUAUACAAUUAGAAGUCCGAAGAAGUCAGGAACGACAAACAGCAGAACGUGUUCUUUCUGGUAGCUCCGAAAGAUAGUUACUUCAGCAGAAUUAGUCCCCAGUAGAUUUAUGAGCAUGCCGGACAGAAAGCUCGUAACUCAAAACUCAGUAAUAAACGAAA
Ochlerotatus camptorhynchus is the source of this 3585-nucleotide messenger RNA. Its product is annotated as M-phase inducer phosphatase. NCBI's taxonomy places the organism in Eukaryota, Metazoa, Arthropoda, Insecta, Diptera, Culicidae. The transcript is spliced from 7 exons. The record is from RefSeq and is a predicted model, not a curated record. Bases 1223 to 2860 code for a protein of 545 amino acids.